Messenger RNA from Ipomoea triloba (trilobed morning glory), 1878 nucleotides. Its product is annotated as monocopper oxidase-like protein SKU5. The record is from RefSeq and is a predicted model, not a curated record. Bases 26 to 1705 code for a protein of 559 amino acids. The transcript is spliced from 8 exons. NCBI's taxonomy places the organism in Eukaryota, Viridiplantae, Streptophyta, Magnoliopsida, Solanales, Convolvulaceae. Gene Ontology annotation, molecular function: copper ion binding; oxidoreductase activity.
GGGAGAAAAUUAGAGCUCAGGAUCAAUGGCGUUUUGCAGCGCUUGCGGGUGGCUGGUUCUGAGUCUGAUUGUGGCUGUCUUAGCUCAAGUGAAUUGCAUUGAUAUCUAUUAUCAGUGGAUAGUUUCCUUAGACUACUUUCUGGAUCCUCUUGGAGGUUCUAAGCCUGUGAUCACCAUCAAUGGGAUGUUUCCAGGCCCCCUGAUCAAUUCCACAACUAAUGAUGUUGUUCAUGUCAACGUCUUCAACGAUAUGAAUGAGCCUAUGCUCAUAACAUGGAAUGGGAUACAGCAGAGGUUAAACUCAUGGCAGGAUGGAGUGUCUGGAACUAAUUGCCCCAUUGAGCCUGGCACAAACUGGACUUAUGUUUUCCAGACUAAAGAUCAGAUUGGGACUUACACCUAUUUCCCUUCCAUCCUUAUGCAGAAGGUGGCUGGAGGAUAUGGGCCGAUUCGUGUCAACAACCGCGAUGUGAUACUUGUCCCCUUCCCGAAACCAGAAGCUGAGUUUGAUCUUCUCAUCGGGGACUGGUUCCGGGAUGAUCACAAGCUUCUUAGGAUUUACUCAAGAUUCAAGUCCUCCAACUCUUAUCUCGAUGAGCCUGACGCGAUUCUGAUCAAUGGCAAAGGAUCUGCAAACCCCGAGUCUCUCACUGUCACAAAAGGGAAGACAUAUCGGCUAAGGAUAUCAAACGUUGGGAGUGUGUUCAGCUUCAAUGUCAGAAUCCAGAACCAUAAAAUGGUGGUGGUGGAAACAGAAGGCUCUUACACCAACCAGAUAACGUUAGACUCCCUGGACGUGCACGUUGGACAGUCAUACUCACUUCUUGUUUCUGCUGAUCAAGACGAUGCAGAUUACUACAUUGUAGCUGCUCCUAAGCUGCACGAAGCCAACGAAACCAGCCCUCUCAUCGCCAAAGGGAUACUUCAUUACGCCGAUUCCGUCGCUGCACAGCCCGCCGGUCCUCUGCCGGAAGGCCCUGACCCCUUUGAUCUCCAGUUUUCAAUCAACCAAGCAAAAUCUAUCAGGUGGAACUUGACGGCCGGAGCUGCGAGGCCUAAUCCACAAGGGACGUUCAACGUGACCAACAUUACACUGUCGCAGACCUUCGUCCUCCAUGGCUCCAAGGGCGAAAUCCGAGGAACCCCGGGCUACCUAGUCAACAACGUCUCGUAUCUAACACCAGACACCCCAUUGAAGCUGGCCGAUUACUUCGUCAACGGCGCCGGCGUCUACAAACUCGACGAGUUCCCAACUCACUCCGUGAAAGACGCUGCGGAUUACGGCGUCUCCGUCGUCUCCGGCACCCAUAAAGGCUGGCUGGAAAUCGUUUUCCAUAAUGACCUCGCCGUCAUGGAUUCUUGGCACUUGGAUGGCUUUGGCAUGCACGUCGUAGGAUAUGGAGACGGAGAAUGGACGCCGGCGGCGCGUGAGACGUACAAUUUGUACGAUCCGGUGGUUAGGUCGACGGUGCAAGUGUACCCGGGAGGAUGGACGGCGGUGUAUGUGUUCCUGGACAAUCCAGGAAUGUGGAACUUGAGAUCACAACAUGUUAAACAUUGGUACUUAGGACAACAACUCUACAUUAGAGUUCACGACGAUGAUCCCAAUCCGGCCAAGGAGAAGCCACCUCCGACCAACCUCCUCCUUUGUGGAAUAUUUGCAACUUCACCUUCACCCGCUCCCGCUCCUCAAGCAGGAGGCUGAUUACAUACUUUGGAAUGCUGAUUAUGAGUUUGCAUAGUUAAAAAAAUUAGUAUACAAUUUUAUCAUUGUCCUCCAUAAUUUAUAAAUAAUGUUCAGUGUAUCAACUACCAAAGAUGAUAAUUUUAUAAAUCUUUAUUCUUCCUUGAUCAACAUCAAGAUCAAGUUUCAUGUAA